This is a messenger RNA of Oxyura jamaicensis (ruddy duck), 2921 nucleotides long. It is a transcript of the gene ELOC, whose product is annotated as elongin C. The transcript has 4 exons. Gene Ontology annotation, molecular function: protein-macromolecule adaptor activity. Gene Ontology annotation, cellular component: elongin complex. Bases 181 to 519 code for a protein of 112 amino acids. The record is from RefSeq and is a predicted model, not a curated record. NCBI's taxonomy places the organism in Eukaryota, Metazoa, Chordata, Aves, Anseriformes, Anatidae. Gene Ontology annotation, biological process: ubiquitin-dependent protein catabolic process.
GCGGCCUCGCUCCCUUCCAAGGGCAGGGCGCGGGGGAGCGGAAGUUACGCCGUGCCCUGGCGGAAGCGCUCGGCCCGAGGCGGCGGGGGCCCUGCGAGCGGGGCGGAGGGAGCGGCGCCGACGGACGCUCCUAUUGCAAAAGCUGCUGUUGAAAAUAAAUAAUUUUUUUAUAAAAAGAGAAUGGAUGGAGAAGAGAAAACAUACGGUGGGUGCGAGGGCCCAGAUGCUAUGUACGUGAAGUUAAUAUCUUCUGAUGGCCAUGAGUUCAUUGUAAAAAGAGAGCAUGCGUUAACAUCAGGAACAAUAAAAGCUAUGUUGAGUGGACCAGGACAGUUUGCAGAAAAUGAAACAAAUGAGGUGAAUUUUAGAGAGAUCCCAUCCCAUGUCCUAUCCAAAGUAUGCAUGUAUUUCACCUACAAGGUCCGCUAUACUAACAGCUCUACGGAGAUUCCUGAAUUCCCAAUUGCACCUGAAAUUGCACUGGAACUUCUGAUGGCUGCAAACUUCUUAGAUUGUUAAAUAAAAUAAAUUAUAAUAAAAAUGUAAAACUUUUUUCAGUAUUUAAUACAUGUAGUUCAGUUAGUAACUUUUUCAGAUAGCAUGUUGCGUGUGUGCUGUUGAGAACUGUAAAGUUCACUGCAGAGGCAAUUGCCUUCAGUCCUUUUGCAUAUAGCAAUCAUUCAGUUGAAAUUUGUUUUGCUGCUUACACAAAUAAGGACCUUUUCACAACCGAGACAAAUAAACAAAUAUGCCAAUUAGUAGAUGGCUAUGCCUUAUCCUUUAGAUGUGGUAGAAGUUUCUUUUAAUACAAUGACCGUAUAAAAUACUGGAGUUUAGUCUAAUGUUCUCUAAAAGGUAAUUAUAGUUAAACACAAGUAGCUGUUUAAAGUUUCUAACUUUCUCUUACUGUUAAAGUUUCUAAACAUCUGAACUUAAUCUCCUUUGUAAGAUAGCUGUUCUUUAGCAUAGUUAUACUAACUAGAUUAGAAGUGCCCUCUCUAAGGUUUGUAUAUUGACAGCAAUAUUCCAUUUAAGUUGGAAGUGAAGUAUGUAGGAGAAUGUUUAAGGCUUUUAAUUUAAAUCAUAGUAUAGACAUUUGAAGAAAGUGUGUUUGAUGCGUUUUUCUUUUAUAACCUAAUUUUUCCCCUUUAGUAAUUAGAAAUACUUGAGUCACCUGUCUGUACAGUAAGACUAUGAUCGUACUGACAGUGGCUUUUAAUCUGUCUGCAUUACCUUCUGUAUAACAUGUAAGGUUAUUCUUAAUGUACCGUCACUUGACCUGAUAUGGAUUUUAUAUGGUUUCAGUUAUGGUUUAUUUCCACUGUUGUGAUGGAUUAUGUGAAGUCUGUAUUUAAUCUUUAGAGCAGUAGUCAUUCAAAUUUUCUAUCAUAACAACUGAAAAGAUAGUUAUCCUAUCUUUUACCUCUUCUCUGACCUCUCCCUUAAAUCCACAAAAAAAAGACGGGACAUGUGGAGGUCUUGUAUUUGAAGGAAAGGGCAUUAAGCAGAUGUUUAUAGAGCUUUUUAAAAAAAAUAAUAGUUAUUUCCAAUGUUUUUACAAAUUUUUUAGAGGAAAAGGAUUGGCAAGCCACUCACAUAAUACUAGAGUGAAACAUCACCUCUUGGUAAUUCCUGUUGGUAAUUGCCUAUACUAUAAAUUAUUUGUUUGAAACAAAUUUCCAUUUAAAGAAAAAAGAAAAGCUUAAACUGAGACAAGAAGUUGCUUUUUGUUCAGUCGCAGCCUGAAGAACCCUUCUGCCAAAGUCAUCUGUAAAUGAGAAUGUAUUGUGAAAAAUGAUGCAAGAACAAUGUAGUUAGCAUUUCCAUCGGCUGUCUCUGCUUCAGAUUUUUGAUUAAGAAAUGAUUGUGGUCUUUUAUAGAAAAGUCCUGCUGACAGAUGGUGGGACCUCUUCGUUGAUGUAUUAACUGAUUGUGAAUUUAGAGGGUUAAAACUCUUCUCUAAACCUUAUUGCCAACAUAAGUACAACCUUUGAGGUUUUCCAUGCAAAAACCGGUAACUUUAUACAUAGACUAUGCAGUCUGCCCAUGGAGGAGUUCAGUUCUGACAAAAGAAAUCUUACUCUGGACUUGAGCAAUGCUUGAUAGACAAGCUGACGUAUGUCAAUGUGUUGAUAGAUUAGCUGACGUUUAUUCACAUCACAUACUUUGGCACAAUUUAUCGUGUUUAGUGUGGGGAUGUUUAUAACUAGAUUGGUUUUGCAUGAUAAAGCUGAAGUGUACUGCAAAGCGAUUGUCUGAAAUCCUAUGUUUGAGCACUCUGGUCAGUGCUAUUAGUAACUCAUUUUCAAGAGCACUAAAAGAAAAUGAACACAAAACCAGAAACACCCUAUUAUGCUGCUUUUGUUAGAGCCACUAGGAAUAUACCCUAAAAGUUAAGGGAGUACUGACAUGGAUAUUUUAGUCCCAACUACAUUUGUGUCUGAGCGAAUCUUAAGUUCUUCAGCCAUUUUUAAUAGUCUUGAGGUUAAUGAGUUGAAGCUCAAAACUGUUUAGUUUAAAACUGAAGUAAAAAGGAUGUCAUAAAAUAUUUUUUUUAAGUAACCCAAAACAAUUUCCUGUCAAAAUGCAUCACAUUUUAUGAUUCCAUACUUCAGCAGUAAUUUAAAAUAGCUGUUUUAUUUCUGAAUGAUAAUUUCAUUGUUUCUUUUUUUCUUCAGCUUAAUGUAUCAUACAGAAGCUUUGAACACUCAGGAAAUGCAGUAGUGUCCUAGAAUACACUAUUUGCAAAACCACUGGCUGUUAAGCAAACUAACCUGCAGAUUUCUAAGGGGGAGGGGGGCAGAGGGAAUUAGUGCAAUUUACUUGGUAGUGACAUGGGUAUGCUAUUAACAGACAAUUGGAAACUUGCCACGCUUAACCCCUGAGUUCUAAAUAAAUUUCAAAGUUGAAAAUUUUUAAAA